Clunio marinus is the source of this 303-nucleotide messenger RNA. NCBI's taxonomy places the organism in Eukaryota, Metazoa, Arthropoda, Insecta, Diptera, Chironomidae. The record is from the annotation of a GenBank genome assembly.
AUGGCUGAAGGAAAACCAAAACAACAUUCUCCUGAUUUUUUAUCACAAGUUUUUACAUGGAAUAAGGAACAAAAAAUGGAAAAUUUGGGAGCAUCAAACUCAUUGAACAAUGAGGAAGGAAAUGAGAGCCAAGGAGACGAUGAAACAGUUUCGGAAAGAGAAAACAGCAAAUCCUUGAGCAAAUCAGCAGAAGAGGAAGAAGAAAAUGGAAGCGACGGUCUGGGAAACAGUUUAUCGAUACUGGUAGGAGGAAUCUGUUUACACUUUCUGCAACGCGGUCUACAGGGAAGUGCAAUUCAUUGA